AUGGGAAUACUGGGAAGGAUUAGAACGUUUUGUGUGUGCCGAUCGUGGAAGGAAUGAGAUAAACUCACUUCAGAGCAGGAGAAUUCUGAAAUUAAACCUUAAAUCGGGCUUUACUACAGAUAAUCAACUCCACCUUGCGCCAUGCCGCGAAUUAUAAUCAAAGGAGGAGUGUGGAGAAACACUGAGGAUGAAAUUCUAAAGGCUGCUGUCAUGAAAUAUGGAAAGAACCAGUGGUCCAGGAUCGCGUCUUUGUUGCAUCGAAAGUCAGCCAAGCAGUGCAAAGCUAGAUGGUAUGAAUGGUUGGACCCCAGCAUUAAGAAGACCGAGUGGAGUCGUGAAGAAGAUGAAAAGCUGCUUCAUUUAGCAAAGCUGAUGCCAACGCAGUGGAGAACUAUUGCUCCUCUUAUUGGUCGUACAGCAUCACAGUGCUUGGAACGUUACGAGUUCCUUUUAGAUCAAGCCCAAGCUAAAGAAGGUGAGAAAGAUGAGGGUGAUGACCCACGCAAACUUCGCCCAGGAGAAAUUGAUCCCAAUCCUGAGACAAAGCCAGCAAGACCUGACCCUAUUGAUAUGGAUGAGGAUGACGACUGGCUGCCUUGCAGAAGAGGAGGGAACUGAGAGCUGCUGGAAUAGAAAUAAGAAAACACAGAAAGAAAAAGAGAGGGGUGGAUUACAAUGCUGAGAUACCAUUUGAGAAGAAACCAGCUCAAGGUUUUUAUGAUACAGCUGAAGAGGAGCUACCUGACUAUCAGCCAGAUUUCAAAAAGCUUCGCCAGGAUCACCUGGAUGGUAAAAUGAGGGAUGAUGUUGAGCAGCAAGAAAGAAAAAAAGAUAAAGAAAGGAUGAAAAAGAGAAAAGAGACAGACCUUCCAGGAGCUGUGAUGCAAAUUAACAAACUUAAUGAUCCAGACUCAGUGAAGAAACGUAGCAAACUUGUUCUUCCCAAACCUCAGAUAUCUGAUACAGAACUGGAGGAGAUUGUGAAGAUGGGCCAGGCAAGUGAGACAGCUCGGUUAUCAGUGGAAGACAAUAACAUGGCGUCCAAUGCCCUUCUGAGCGAAUAUUCAGUUACUCCUGCGGCAGCUCAUGCUCUUCGGACUCCUCGAACACCUGCUGAACAAGAUACAAUUCUACAGGAAGCCCAGAACAUCCUUGCUUUAUCUAAUGUGGACACUCCUUUAAAAGGGGGUAUGAACACGCCCCUGACUCAGAGUGACUUUGAGGGCGUUACCCCAAAACACCAAGCCAUUCAGACACCAAACAUGAUGCUAGCGACACCAUACAGGACACCUCAGGGAGAAAGUGGAGGCGUCACUCCACGUAGCAUGGCUGGUACCCCGCACAGGGGAAGCUCAGCCACUCCUGGGCGUGCGUCUGUGAGAGAUAAACUGAAUAUUAAUCCAGAAGAGUCGCUAGAGGAGUAUGAAGCAGGCUAUGGAGCCAAAGAACAACAGGAAGAACUGAAGGCUCAGUUGAGAGCGGGUUUAGCAUCACUCCCAGCACCUUCUAAUGACUUUGAGAUUGUAUUACCAGAGACCGCUGAGGGAGAAGACGAAGAGGCCACAGAUAAUGGCUUUGUUGAAGAUGCAGCUGAUGUCGAUGCCAGAAAAAUGGCCAUGAAAGCUGCCGAAGAACUUAGAGAGUUAAAACGGCGGUCCCAGGCCGUACAGCGGGACAUGCCACGCCCCUCGAAUGUUAACGCUACUGUUCUAAGGCCGGCCAAUGUUGAACCGCCCCUCACAGGACUACAGCAGGCGGAAGAACUCAUCAAGCGAGAGAUGGUGACCAUGAUUCGACAUGACAUCGUCAGUCACCCAACAGCUCUACAGAUCGAAAACUUGACCCACAAGAAAUCCAAGAAUUCUGCCCAGGCUGUGAUAGCAGCAAAUCAAGCCGCUCUUCAAAAUGAGCCCCUGGAAUCGUUCUCAGAGAAAGAGAUCGGUAACGCAAAGGAGCUUCUGGCGAAGGAAAUGGAAUUCGUCAAGUCCAAAAUGGCUCACGGAGAUCUGCCUAUUGAGAGCUACACUAAAGUGUGGGAAGAAUGCUAUGCUCAGGUUUUGUUUUUGCCGACACAGCAGCGAUACACAAGAGCUGCUUUAGCCAGCAAGAAGGACAGACUGGAAUCCUUGGAGAAAAGACUUGAGAUGAACCGAACACACAUGACUGAAGACGCGAAACGAGCGGCCAAAAUUGAAAAGAAACUGAAAGUUCUUCUAGGUGGCUACCAGACCCGAGCUGUAGGUCUGACGAAGCAGAUUAAUGAUCUUUACGAACAAGUUGAACAGGCUCACAUGGAGAAAGAGACUUUCAGUUCUCUGAGAGAUUACGAACUAAGAGCCAUUCCAAAGAGAGUUGAGGCUCUGAGAGAUGAUGUGAGAAGACAAACCGAUCGUGAAAAUCAACUUCAAUCUCGUUAUUCCAAUCUUCUGUAUGAACGAGGCGCGACCUACAGUCAGAUGCAACACCGCUAAAAAUCUACUCUUCCUCUUUCGUCGUCUUCAGGAUGCCUUAAUGUUGAAAAUUUUAAUACAUCUCAAAACGCAAGAAAAAAAAAAAAAAAAACCGGACAUUAAUUUACUCUUGCAAAUAAUCGACUUGAAGAUUUCUAUCCAAAGAAACUUUGUUGUCAUCGAAAAUCUGUCCCUUGGAAAUUCUCGUCACACUGAAAAAGAUGGCAAGGUUUGUUUGUCGAGCUGUAACCUCAUAGUUCAUUUUCAUCGAAUUGUACAGCGAUCGGGUGGGAACACUAGAAAUCUGACCUCGUACUACUGUUGUGACUAGACCAAAAGUUGUUUGGAAUAAAACAGUUGUUUAUUAA
Stylophora pistillata is the source of this 2818-nucleotide messenger RNA. Its product is annotated as cell division cycle 5-related protein. Gene Ontology annotation, biological process: regulation of transcription by RNA polymerase II; mRNA splicing, via spliceosome. Gene Ontology annotation, molecular function: RNA polymerase II transcription regulatory region sequence-specific DNA binding; DNA-binding transcription factor activity, RNA polymerase II-specific. Gene Ontology annotation, cellular component: spliceosomal complex; Prp19 complex. The record is from RefSeq and is a predicted model, not a curated record. Lineage: Eukaryota; Metazoa; Cnidaria; Anthozoa; Scleractinia; Pocilloporidae.